UAGUAGCAGAGUGGUACAGUUUCUGAGGCGGUGUGUCUAUUGACGCAUAGCAGUUACCACUUACCACGAUAAUAGUUUGCGUAUUGCGAUUGCUUCUUCUGUUGUUUAAGAAUGAAAUCAGAAUCGAAAAGAAAGAGUGACAAAGCCCGCAAUUGUAGCCAUGAAAAACCUUCAUGCUUUGAUAGUUUUGCUGAAAUGUCAAAUGCUCUGUUAAUUUCUGAUAUCACCAUAAGAAACCAAAGUUCUUCCAAUAUUCUUGGUUCUGCAACUAAUCAAGAUCCUAAUUCAAUUCAAUCUCUCUCAAAAGAUUGUUAUGACUUUAGUAAUUUAUUGAAGACAUUGAAUUACAUAGAGAAGAAGAAUGCGAAACGCAUAAUCGUUGUUAAGAGGGUUGAUAAGAAAAAAGAAAAGAAAAUGAAGAGGAAGAAGGAGAAGGAGGAAUUUCAAAUAAUAAAAUUCUUGACAAUGAACCCAAAGAAGCCGUUUGAAAGAAUUGUAAGAGUAAAAGGUGGAAACAGAAAGGAGCAAAAUUCAGAGAAAAACUCAGAUAAUCAAUUUGGCUUGGAAGAGUUUCUUGAUGCUGUAAAUCAUGGAGGCUUUCAUCUUAGAACAAGGAUUCAUAUUAAGAAUAAGAAUACUCAACAGAAAGAACCAAAACACAAAUAAAUUUGGUUGGCUAUCAUAUUAGAAGAAGAGAUUUUUCUUCUAAUUCAAACAUUAGUGACUGUAUGUCCGUCAAGAUUUAUAUUCCGUCCAAA
This is a messenger RNA of Arachis duranensis, 758 nucleotides long. RefSeq lists its product as uncharacterized. The coding region runs from base 112 to 666 and encodes 184 amino acids. The record is from RefSeq and is a predicted model, not a curated record. NCBI's taxonomy places the organism in Eukaryota, Viridiplantae, Streptophyta, Magnoliopsida, Fabales, Fabaceae. The transcript is spliced from 3 exons.